This is a messenger RNA of Alternaria rosae, 1128 nucleotides long. Its product is annotated as arginase family-domain-containing protein. The coding region runs from base 1 to 1128 and encodes 375 amino acids. The record is from RefSeq and is a predicted model, not a curated record. Gene Ontology annotation, molecular function: agmatinase activity; metal ion binding. NCBI's taxonomy places the organism in Eukaryota, Fungi, Ascomycota, Dothideomycetes, Pleosporales, Pleosporaceae. The transcript has 10 exons.
AUGGCACCUAAAUCGUUGUUGUUUCUGGCAUCCUCUUUCAAGCUCCUCGCAAGCGCUCGCGAUGUUACUUUUCCACCAAUUUCUGGUUAUUCGUCGCAGCAGAUUAUCGCUCAUGGCAACCUUGAAAUGGACAUCACCCAAGGAAAGUUUGCAGGGUUGAUGACAUACGCCAAUCUGCCAUAUGUGCACUGUUUAGCACCAGAAGGCCAAGAUGUGGAGCCAUUCGACAUCGCAAUUCUUGGUGCGCCGUUUGACACUGGAGUCACGGCACGGCCUGGAGCGCGCUUCGGUCCGGGUGGCAUUCGGCAGGGCUCAAGCCGGAUAUCGCCAGACGCUGCUUGGUCAAUAUACACAGGCGAAAACGUCUUCGUGGAUUGGGCAAAAGUUAUCGACUGCGGCGAUGCUCCCUUAACGUUUUUGGAUAACACUGCGGCCUUGAAGCAGCUUGAUAAGACGCACAAGAUCGUGUCCUCAAGAGCGACCAACUCAAGCGAGCGCACGACACCAAAGAUUGUGACGCUAGGUGGCGAUCAUACUACAACGUUAUCGGCCCUUCGAUCGACUCAUCGUCACUGGGGGCCAGUGAGCGUAAUACACUUUGACAGUCACAUCGACACAUGGGACCCAGAGGUACUAGGCGGAGGUAUCUCCCAUUAUGCUGGUGUCAACCAUGGAACAUUCUUGCACAUCGCUCAUGAGGAAGGCUUGAUCCGAAAUACUAGUAUACACGCGGGCAUCCGAGCUCCUGUGAUGCGACCGAAAGGUGAUGUGCGGAACGACCUUCGAUGUGGUUUUGAGAUGGUCAAGGCUAGGGCAAUCGAUCGAUUGGGUGUAGCUGGUAUCAUCGACAAGCUGAAAUCUCGCGUCUCUGGAACGAAGGUCUACAUCAGCGUCGAUAUAGACGUACUCGAUCCGGCAUUCGCACCUGCUACGGGAACAGCCGAAGUCGGUGGAUGGAGCACACGAGAGCUUUUGUCCAUUUUAGAUGGUCUCGAAGGACUAGACGUCGUCGGGGCAGAUGUUGUGGAAGUGGCUCCCAUUUACGAUAACCCGGGCGAAACCACCGUAUUGGCCGCUGCAGAGGUCGUGCACUCUCUCAUUGCUUUGAUGGUGAAGUCACCAUCUUAG